This is a messenger RNA of Sparassis crispa, 1761 nucleotides long. Its product is annotated as tRNA (guanine(26)-N(2))-dimethyltransferase. The record is from RefSeq and is a predicted model, not a curated record. NCBI's taxonomy places the organism in Eukaryota, Fungi, Basidiomycota, Agaricomycetes, Polyporales, Sparassidaceae. Gene Ontology annotation, cellular component: nucleus. Gene Ontology annotation, molecular function: RNA binding. The transcript is spliced from 13 exons. The coding region runs from base 1 to 1761 and encodes 586 amino acids. Gene Ontology annotation, biological process: tRNA N2-guanine methylation.
AUGACUGCUGAGGCCCCAAUUGCGGUUCCCGAGGGGUUCACUCUGCACACGGAGAACAACUCCUACAUCCUGCGAUCGGCAGACAACGAGGCGUUCCUCAAUCCUGUCCAAGAAUUCAAUCGCGAUCUCAGCGUCGCGUGCAUCCGUACGUGGAGCGAGCUGCUGAACGAGGAGAAGGAGAAUAAAUGGAGGCAAGGCCAGGAGAAGCGGGCACGCAAGCUCGAGAAGGGGCCGAAGGCGAAGCGUGCAAAAAUUGAGACCUCUGCGUCUGAUGCUGUGGAAGAGGCUGAUCCCGGAGAAGCUAAACCUGAAGUAAAGACCGAUGAUGUGCCACCACCUUCUGAGGAAUCCGGAUCUGCAGAGAGCCCGACCAAAAUCGCGUCCGAUUCUUACAAGCAGAAGGAGUAUCGACCGUAUAAAUCUGUCAUCCUCGAAGCACUGUCUGCGACUGGGUUGCGUUCCAUCCGGUAUGCUAAGGAGAUCCCCUUGGUAAAAUAUGUCAUAGCAAAUGACCUUUCCCCGACUGCGGUUGCAGCAAUGAGGAGGAAUAUCGAGAUCAAUGGACUCGGAGGAGAGGAAGGGUCGGGCCAAGGGUCCUCCGGAUCCGCUGAAGCUGGAAGUAGCCAAGGUCCAGCAAAAUCACCAAAAGUCAGAGUCAAUGAAGGUGAUGCAUGCGUUUUGAUGUACAAUCAUCAUGCGGAGAAGGAACGCGUCGAUGUGGUAGACCUGGAUCCCUACGGUACAGCAGCACCAUUUAUUGACGCAGCUGUUCAAUGCGUCACCGACGGAGGGUUACUCUGUGUGACUUGCACAGAUCUCGCCGUAUUGGCGACGCUGAACUAUCCUGAGAAAUGCUUCUCUAACUAUGGUGGCACAUCUGUCAGGGCGGAGUACUGUCAUGAAGCGGCCCUCCGUCUGGUCCUGAAUACGAUAUCGACAAGUGCAGCGAGAUAUGGACGCUAUAUCCAACCGCUGUUGUCGCUCUCGAUCGAUUUCUAUGUUCGCAUUUUUGUCCGUAUCAACUCUUCCCCCACCGAGGUCAAAAAAGCGUUCAGUGGCUGUCAGGCCUUCUACAACCAACCCCUAGGUCGGAUAGUUGAGCAAGUCCAUGAAGCCAGUGGGAAUAUCAACUUGCAGUACAAAGCCCAUACUGGACCAACAGCGGCCGAUAAGUGCCCCGAAUGUAACUCUAUCCUCCAUAUCGCUGGUCCAAUGUGGUCAGGUUCCUUACACGACACCGCCUUCGUUGGACGAGUAUUGCAGCAUGUGGAAGCGUCUGAGGGCAAAUAUGGAACUGCCACUCGCAUGAAGGGUAUGCUGUCGGUCGCGAAAGAAGAGUUAGAUAUUCCUUUCUAUUUCACCCCGCCUAAGAUUGCAGGAUUUUUCCACUGUGUAUGCCCCUCUUUGGAUGACGUGGCGUCGGCCCUACUGAAUGCUGGUCACCAAAUAUCCCGUUCGCAUGCAGCUGCUGGCUCAUUGAAAACAACAGCCACACGCGCCGAGUUGUAUGAUAUGUACCGCUCCUGGAUAAAAACGCAUCCGGUAAAGAUGGAGAAAAUAUCCCAGACGUCGCCGACGCAUCACCUGUUGAGCCGGGAAUUAAAAACGGAAGCCAACUUCAAGAAACAUCCACAGUGGAUGACAUCUAAAGCUUCCCACGUGAAGCUUGUGCGUUACCAAGAAAAUCCUCUGCCAAACUGGGGCCCUGGCAAAAAAGCUGGCUCGGGCACAAAGAGGAAACGGGAUCAAGCGGAUGACUAG